CGCCUGAGAGGGGCCUUCGUACCUGACUCUCCCGUGCUGCCCGGAGCCGCCGCCGCCGCCUCCCGGCCUCUGCCUUCCCUUUCUUUCCCUGCCGAGCCGCCGCCCGUUCCGCUUCCGCAGCGUCAGCGGUGCCGGGACGGAUUGGUCUACUUCGACGGACCGGCUGGGCGGCUGUUUUUUUGAAUGGUACAAGUUUUUAUAAACGUUUGCGUGAAGCAAGAAGACGAAAGAUGGCAUCUACAAAACAAAAGAUGAGCAAGAACAAGGAUGAUGCUCCUCAUGAGUUGGAGAGCCAGUGUAUACUACGGCUGCCUCCGGAAUAUGCUUCUACUGUGCGGAGGGCAGUUCAGUCUGGAAGCGUCAACUUGAAAGACAGGCUCACCAUUGAAUUGCAUGCGGAUGGCCGCCACGGGAUUGUACGAGUGGACCGUGUCCCAUUAGCUGCUAAGCUGGUGGACUUGCCCUGCACCACAGAGAGCUUAAAAACCAUUGAUAAGAAAACUUUCUAUAAGACUGCAGAUAUUUGCCAGAUGCUUGUGUGCACUGUGGAUGGUGAACUCUACCCCGCCCUGGAAGAACCAGCUACUGGUACUGACCCCAGAGCCAACAAGAAGAAGGAUAAGGAUAGGGAGAAGAAAUUCAUCUGGAAUCAUGGCAUUACUCUUCCACUGAAGAACGUGAGGAAGAGGCGGUUCAGAAAGACAGCCAAGAAGAAGGCCCAGUACAUUGAGUCUCCAGAUGUGGAAAAGGAAGUGAAACGUCUGCUGAGCACAGAUGCUGAAGCUGUCAGUGUCCGCUGGGAAGUCAUCGCCGAAGAUGAAACAAAAGAACCUGAUAACCAUGGUUCACUCACAGGCCUGGAUAUUUCUUCUCCUGGAAUGUCUGGACACAAGCAAGGCCAUGGUUCAUCGGUAGAACGUGAUGAACUCCGGGAGAUAUUUAAUGACAUCAGCAGCACCAGCAGCGAUGAAGAUGAGAGGGAUCACCAUGAUGACGAAGACCUGAACAUCAUGGACACGGAAGAAGACCUGGAGAGGAGGCUGCAGGGCAAGCUGAGCGAAUCGGACAGACAGCAGCAAGAAAAUGAAGGGAGCAACCAGAUAGCCAUGGGAAUCCAGAAACAGAUCGACAACCUGAAAGGCAAGCUGCAGGAGACUCAGGACCGCAGGAAACGCCAAGAGGAGCUUAUCAUGAAAGUGGAGAAUCUGGCGCUUAAGACCCGCCUCCAAGCCGUGCUGGAUGAGUUCAAGCAGCAAGAAGAGCGAGAGAAGCAGCAGCUGGCCUCUCUUCAAGAGCAGUUGGAAGCCCUUAUGGAGAAGUGAGAAGUCUCUGAACCUCCACACACCACUGCUGUUAUGUCAACUGGGAAGUUCCAAAGUGUUCCUUUUGUGCUCUGACCCUUUACAUCCACCAUUGUAGACUCAUUGGGUUCGAGGAAUGACAAGUGGGUCCCUGUCUGCGUCAGACAUGAUAACAGACUGGAGUUAGAAAAAACAAACAAAUAUUUUUGGAAAGACAAAGGUUCUCUGUAUUCAUUGCCAGAAGGCCAAGAGGUCUUUGCGGACAUGUUGGUCCCUAAAAUCACCUGCAUCGGUUUUGCUUUCUGAUGAACCAGCCUGCAAAAAUGCCGAGUGUUUUUUUUUAGGCAGGUUCGGCUCUUAGAGCAGCGUGAAAUGAGCUCUUGCCUGGAAGAGUGGAACGAGGGCUGUACCCAGAGGUACAAGUAUUGCGUCUGAGUACUAUUCCCAUCCUGAUGUACAUAAUUCUCUUGUUGUCUGCGAAAGGUAUCCUUUAAAUAAAUAAAAACAAAUUAAGUUA
Messenger RNA from Elgaria multicarinata webbii, 1818 nucleotides. RefSeq names its product TATA-box binding protein associated factor 7 like (gene TAF7L). The transcript is spliced from 13 exons. Lineage: Eukaryota; Metazoa; Chordata; Lepidosauria; Squamata; Anguidae. Gene Ontology annotation, cellular component: transcription factor TFIID complex. The record is from RefSeq and is a predicted model, not a curated record. Gene Ontology annotation, biological process: RNA polymerase II preinitiation complex assembly; transcription initiation at RNA polymerase II promoter. Gene Ontology annotation, molecular function: RNA polymerase II general transcription initiation factor activity. The coding region runs from base 231 to 1322 and encodes 363 amino acids.